This is a messenger RNA of Cladocopium goreaui, 2442 nucleotides long. NCBI's taxonomy places the organism in Eukaryota, Dinophyceae, Suessiales, Symbiodiniaceae. The record is from the annotation of a GenBank genome assembly.
GCCAUGGCCGCCGUUGCCAUGCCUCCUAGACCUUCAACUUCAGGUGGAAGAAGAUAUGUCAGACCCACCAUGGAGCAGAAGGUUCCCCUGCCAGACUCUAGACCUAGCACAUCUGGCGAGAGAAGGUGUGCAACUCCUUCAGCUCCUAGCCCUGGCAGACAAGAUGGAGCGCCGACAGCAGCAUCCGAGGAGGGCCGCGAUGCAAGCAAACCAAGGGCCAUGUCACUCAGACCGACAUCCGAGGUCACGGUCAAAGCAAGCAAGACGAGGGCCAUGUCACUCAGAGAGACAUCCACCAAGGAGGGCCGCGAUGCAAGCAAGCCAAGGGCCAUGUCACCCAGACCGACAUCCGAGGACAAUGCGGAUGGUCUUCCUUCCAGCUGCCUGCAGCUGCCCGAAGUGUCAAGGUCUGGCCGAUCAACCAGUACAAGGGAACCCAGUGAUUCGAAGAAGUCCACUGGAUCAGUGAGCACUACCGUAAGAGACGACCACAGUAGAGGCACCAGCAACUUCACACGGCGCCUGUCUUUUGUUGAUUGCUCGACAGAAGACCUUGAUCAGCAUUUCCGGGAAGAAUUUGGAGGUGCUGAUUGGUUUAAAAACUUCUGGCAUGGUGUGCUCGUGCAGCAGCCCGCAUGUCGAGCACUAUCUAAUCGAUCCCUGACCAACUGGGUGAUGAUUUAUACCAACUGGAAGGUUGCAGCGAAGUGGAAUGGCCAACCACCUGAGUCUAUGAACACCUAUGAGCUUCAAGACUGGUUGUCAGCUCCGCUAGCGCGUGUGCUUGAGCUGGUGAAAGUCUUUGAUCCAACAGGCUUUGCAAAGGUCAACAUCACCAAGGCGACCCAGGAUCACCACAGAGUCCGUGUGGCAGUUAUACCGCUUCUUGCAGCUUGCUUGAUUUUGUCCCAGACGCUGACAACAAGGCAAAAGGUCGACUUCCUUUUUCGAAUCUUUGCGUCAGACAACAAGAAUUCAUUGUCGAUUCACGAAUUUGCAGCGCUGUGGGUGAAUCUCUUCCGUGCUCUGGGCUGUGCCUUUGGUGUCCGGGAGAUCCCACAGCCACGAUGCGUGGCCGUUGCUGCAAGGAAGGUCUUUGACCAGCUUGAAACAGAUGACAGGCUUCCGAAAAAAAAUCUGGAAGACUUCCUAUCCGGCAAGCUAAUGGAUCCUAUCGGGGUGCCGUUUUCCCUGGUGAUGCAGCGCUUCUCUGUUGACGCCAACCUUAUUGAUCCAGACAGCUACGUCGACGAGAGCAAGAGGUUCAGACUUUCACACAACGAGCCACAUGGGCAUCCACUCGAAGCAUACAAUCUGCAGGAUGGCGAUUAUCUGACUCGGAUGGAAGUUGUGGUUUCCAGAGAUGUAUUUCAGUUCUGCAGAUCCAUUGGAGAUUUUGAGCUGUCUCAUUCCGAUGCUGAAAAAGUGAUCGGGAAGCCCAUUCCUGUGAACAUGUGGUGCAGUCGUAUGUCUCGAGCGUUGGAGGAAGUUUGUGGACACGAAGGUUCCAGCGCUGGUCAUGAUUUAAGCACGUUUCUGAAGAAGCUUUGCCCAAGAGCCACAGCAACACACUUGCAGAUGUUCAAGUGCUGGCUCCAGGAGUACGAUCAACUUCAAAAGCAGAAGGUGGCUCUGGAGAGGAGCAAAGAGGUAUUGGCUGAGCUCUACAAUUACAUGGUACAGCCAGUCAUGACAGAGCGCGUGAAGCAGGGGCUUAUUUCUAGUUUUCAUGCGGUCGACAGGAGCGAUGAUGGCCGUGUGAAUACUUUGGACCUCCAAACCACCAUGGAAGUCGAAAAAGACACUGCGAAGUCCAUGAUGAAGUAUUUCGACACAAACGGCGAUGGCUUUGUUGACAUCGAAGAAUACAUUGCUGCCAUGUGUCCUGAAGGGCAGCGCUUGCCGCCAAAGGUUCAGGACCGCAUUUUCGACUUGCUUCUCUCAGCAGAGGUUGAGAGGCAAGAAAAAAUAGUGACUGAACAGGAUGCGCUGUUCAAACAUCCCACAGAGCACAAGGCAACACAUUGCUUGAAAGCAAGAUUAUUCCUACGAAAGCAGGUGCCGGAUAUGGUGUGGGAGGACUGGAUUGCAGCAUGGGAAGCAUUAGACGUGACAAAGCUUGGAUACUUGACUCGUGCCCAAUUCAGAGAAACGAGGGCGAUGCGAAUGGACGUUAGUGAGUUUCUGUUUGACCUGAUUGCUGGAAGCAGUGAGGCUGACAGCAUUUCCAAGGAGCAGUUCCUAAAUAAACUGUUGGACGCUGCUGGUUUCCGGCCACGCAGUGGCUUUCCUCCUGUGGCAUAGUGCAAUGGAGAAAUCAGACACUCCAUCUCAGAAGCUGUAGUGGAGAGUGAGUUCACACCCGACAGGAAUCGGAAGAUUUGCACAAGUCCACUUGGAACCAAGAAGCUCCCAAUGGAUCUGUGACAAGUUGGGACAUGG